Cryptotermes secundus is the source of this 1652-nucleotide messenger RNA. RefSeq names its product ankyrin repeat and MYND domain-containing protein 2. Bases 50 to 1270 code for a protein of 406 amino acids. The record is from RefSeq and is a predicted model, not a curated record. Gene Ontology annotation, molecular function: protein binding. The transcript is spliced from 4 exons. NCBI's taxonomy places the organism in Eukaryota, Metazoa, Arthropoda, Insecta, Blattodea, Kalotermitidae.
GACUCGAACGAGUCGAGUUCAAAGCAGAGGUAAAUGAAUAGAAAAAAACAUGGCUCCAGUAAACGAAGAGGUGAGUGAAGUUGAGAAGGAUAUUUUUGCGAAAAUUGCAAAUAAUGAUGUAAAUGGGCUGAAAAAUACCCUCCUACAACAGAAGAUGAAGGUGGAUAUCUAUGAUGAAAAUGGAAUGACACCACUACAACAUGCAGCCUACAAGGGAAAUAAGGAAAUUGUACAGAUGCUGUUGGACCAGGGCGCAGAUGUUAAUUCAGGAAAGCAUGAAUAUGGAUAUACAGCAUUGCAUUUUGCGGCACUUUCAGGAAAUUCUGAGUUGUGUCAUCUUUUACUUAUGGCAGGUGCUAAAAGUCAGACAACGAACUCAGUUGGCCGCACUGCUUCUCAGAUGGCAGCGUUUGUAGGGAACCAUGCUUGUGUUGCAGUCAUUAACAACCACAUACCAAAAUCAGACAUUGAUUACUACACAGUGCCGCAGGGUUUAGAAACAGAGCCGAAGCUUCCAGCAAUUCUUGCAGCACCUCUGCAUAAGUUCGUGAUGCAGGUGAACAUACAUCCCGUUCGUGUAGCUCUUAAUCUACAGAAGUUGCCAUUAUUGGGAGAGAAUUUGGACAAAGUACAAAGGGUGCUGGAUCUGAUGAGCGAACGGGAAAUGAAACGAGGCAUAGAAACAAAUGAAGUAAUGGCCUUCAAAUUUCAUUAUCUGGCAUUUGUUGUGGCAGAAGUAUCGUGCUGCCGAAAGAGGCAACUGGCUGCUCAGCAGGAGAGGAAGAAGGAUGCACAGGAAGAAGCUGAAGGUGAUAAAAAGGAAGGAGAAGAGAGACGAUCAGACCCAAUGGAGUUGUUUGCUAGGAAGAUGCUUAAAUGUGGGCGCAGUGGGGAUGGGACCACGCCUGAGUUUCAAGAGAGCUUCUUGCGGGAGUGUGUGAGGGAGUUCCCUUACCGCGAAUGCACCGUGUUCAGGCAGAUGGUGACAAGUCUGGCACAGCCAGACUCGGCUCAGGCCCUGAGUAUUAUUGCCGCAGCUAUAAACGGGCAGCGAAGUUUUGCAGACGCCUCUGCCACGUACUGUUCAACAUGCGGAGAAGAAGGGGCUCCCAAGAAGUGUUCGAAGUGCAAGGCAGUGCAAUACUGCGAUCGGGAGUGCCAGCGCUUACACUGGUUCAUGCAUAAGAAGGCGUGUGCACGAUUAUCACAAGCACCUAGCAAGGCUCACUUGGUACCAACUUCGAAAAUGCAACACCUUAAAGUCAAUUGAAAUCAAAAUGUCACAUAUGACUGGCAUGUUCAUAACUAACCACUGUUAUUUCAAGAUUUCAAAUAUAAGUGUUUUUAAAUGUCCCCUUUCUUUUUGUCAUUGAUUAUGUAAGGUUUUUGGGGGAGAGUGUCCAGAAAUCAGUCACACUGAGAUAUUCAAAUUGUGGUCUUAUGGAUUGUGACAUCAUGUAGUCUUGCAGGUGGUUAGCAAGGUUUUGGAGAAACAUAUUUCCCUUGGAUCAACCAUGACAGAAUGUUACAGUCUUGAAUUUGUGAGCAGUAUAUGCCUCCAAAACAGUGGUACUUACCUACGAGACCAGUUUUGUAACUGAGAAGAUUGUAGAAUGGAUAUUCCAUGCUAUGUAGAUAUUGGACUUUAUGUG